CCCAGCAGUCAUUUUAUGUCAACUGGCAGAGAACUUUCUUCGUAUAUAUUUUCAGUCGUCUUCAAUUUUUCAGCCAAGAUGGCUGCCGAUUUGGACUCUUUGAUCACCUCGGAGAUCCCAGAAGGAAGACAAAACCUCCUGGACUCCCAUACUAACCUGGAGAGGGUGGCGGAGUACUGUGAGACCAACUACUUCCAGUGUGAUAACAAGAAAGCUGCGCUAGAGGAGACUAAGAGCUACACAACCCAGAGUCUUGCGUCAGUUGCGUACCAAAUCAAUACACUUGCGUACAAUUUCCUUCAGAUGUUAGACUUACAGAGUUUACAGAUUCAAGAAAUGGAAUCCCAGAUCAAUCAUAUUAAAUAUCAUUACCCCAACCACCGUCAUGGUUUAUUACGGCGUAAUAUUUGUUGCUUAAUUAGUAAUAUUGGAAUAUUUUCUACUGCUAAAAUUGAUGAUUACAGGCAAUACAAGAUCAUUGCCCCCGCCAACCCGGAGCGCCCCAUCAAGUAUGUGAGGAAGCCCAUUGACUACAAUGCACUGGAUAAUAUUGGGCACGGGGUGAAAGUUUCACAUCAGAAUGCUCCACGUCAAAUGAACAAACGACCCUCCACUUCAUCUAGCAGUCCAUACGCACCAGGAAACCAGUACAGCGGUCAGUACGGUCCGGGAAGGUCCCAGUACGGCAGUGUAGGCAACGUGAGCCAGAACUCCGCCGGUCCUGCUCCCACCACCAAACCACCUACUCCACCGCAAAACCGUUUCCCUUCAGGUUCAGGAGGUACGUUGACCCGGAAUAAGAGUGAGUAUAGAACCCCCCCUGUAGUAGCUCCCCCUCAGGUUCCCUCCAACUACGCCCCUAACUAUCCUAAAACCUCCAGGAGCGGUCAGCAGUAUGGUACUCUGCCUCAUCAACAUCCUCAGGUUGGAAUGGUCUACCCGCAGCCUCAGGAGGGUGGGGCAACAAUGCCACGCCUUUCCUCCCACUCCAUUCGGUCUACACACUCAGCUAACUCUGGAACUCCCACCCCGCCACCACAUGAAGGAACUUACGGAGUUACAAGAAAGCCGUCGACUAGCAGUGGGGAUACUGAUGUUUACGGUAUCAUGAGACAAACAAGUCAUUCAACCUCAGUGAGUCGUCAGUCCAGCCAGGCUGGAGUAUACGGACAGUAUGGUGUGGGUCGUGGUGCUACACCACCCUCAAACUACGGUAGAGGUGAACGUGGCGCCACCCCACCCUCGCAAUAUGGAAUGACACGCCCAUCUCAGCGUCCGCCUUCUCCGCCAAUGAAUGCUCCUGCUCCGCCUGCAGGUCCGCCUCCUGGGAACCCAAUAUAUGGAAGGCAAGGAGUUGAUAUGAGCUAUCAACGGCAGAUGAGUGAUUCCUCUGUAUACUCGACUAGAUCAGCGAUCAGUGAUCAACGAGGGGCGAUCAGUGAUCAACAAACAUACUCAACACGAGCCCAGGUGCAGUCUGGUAUGAUGAACUACGGGCGGCAGACUAGUGCAAGCAGUAGCAUCGUUUCUACAUCCUCUCUACCCCAUCAGAGAUCUACAGAACAGGCCCCGGUUCAACCAAUGUCAACUGUUGUCGCUCAGGAUAUGAGUUUACCUGGCUGGGUUCCUAAGACCUACCUGGAGAAGGUUUUAGCAAUCUACGAUUACAACGCAGAUAAAGAGGAUGAAUUAACCUUCCAGGAGGGUCAGACAAUCUACGUGUUGAAAAAGAACGACGAUGGUUGGUGGGAGGGGGUCAUGGACGGUAUCACCGGGCUCUUCCCUGGCAACUACGUCGAGCAGACGGUUUAGUAGAUGAAGUUUGGACCCGGAGAUGGUUCAGCAGACCUAGUUUAGACCCAAGGAAUAAUUCCCAAAUUAAUUCAUGAAAUCAUGAGCUUUUUAAGGAAAAAUAAUAAUGGAUAAUAUUUUCUCCUGUUCAGAGAGUUUAUAAAGAGGAAGUUAUAUUUUUCCCAUUGUUUUAAUUCUUUAUUCUGAUUUAUGAAUUUAUCUUGUAUGUAAUAAAGGAAAUAUUCUAGUUAAUUAUAUAAAAACUCAAUUAUUUUUGACUUUUCAAAAAUUUUAAAAGAGUUUUUAUUUUUUUAAAUUCUGCUAACAUCUAGUUGAUAUAUAACUUGAUUUUUUGUGUAGGAAAUGGAAGAAACGGAUGAAUAUUAUUUAAUGUUUAAAUCAUGCUUUGUAAAAUCAGCAAAUAUUAAUAAUAAAUUAAAUAUAAAUUUUCUCCAAAAUACAAGUUAAUGUAUUGUUAGCAGUGUAUGAAUAAAAUGUGAAGAAAUGUCUUAGCUUCUUGUGUUUUUGGUUUUUAACCUAAAGAGAAAGAAAUAUUUCUAUUAAAUUCAAAUGUUUGUUAAAUUUUACUUCCAAUGCCCUGUAAACGUAUAAAGUGUUCAACUAAAAGCUUGUGAUUGUGCACUGGGCGGUAGCAGCCAAAGCUAACUUGAUAAAAUAACUUUUACCUAUGAUGUUGAUUUUUGCUGAAUCGCUUUAACUGUAGAAUCCCAAGUAUUGUUGCAAACGUUUCUUUUUGUCAUCUACUUGGAAAUACACAUUAAAUUAAUUCUCUAAUUUGUGAACAUAGGAACCCAAAUCAGCCAAUCUUUUUCUUACCGUCAGGGGUUCCAUGUUGAAUUCAGUUAUAUCUAUUAUUUAUUUGAAAUUUAACAGGGCUAGCAUGAUUAAUAUUUUUUUUUGUUAAGAUUGGUUUCUGUGGUAAAUAUAUAGUUGAGUUUAAAAAAA
This is a messenger RNA of Eurytemora carolleeae, 2757 nucleotides long. RefSeq names its product abl interactor 2 (gene Abi). NCBI's taxonomy places the organism in Eukaryota, Metazoa, Arthropoda, Copepoda, Calanoida, Temoridae. The record is from RefSeq and is a predicted model, not a curated record. The coding region runs from base 16 to 1812 and encodes 598 amino acids. The transcript has 14 exons. Gene Ontology annotation, molecular function: SH3 domain binding.